AUGGUCACCUCUUUCACUCAUCUAUACCUGAAAUUGCAAACAACAGCGGUACGCUGUGAUCUGGAUCAGCUGAAGGCAAUGACUCCACGAAAUGGAUUUCUCUCUAGCGCCCGGAACUAUAUGACCGACCGUUUGUACGCGCAACAUCAGGUCAACGAAUUCAACUACUAUGGAAAUGUCAUCAGCAUUCGAUGCAAUAACGGCUAUUUGUAUGGGGAUAGAACAACAGAAAAGCAAGUAACCUGUGUACUUGCGGAUGGUUCGAAAACUCAAGGCGUUUACCAAGGCUACAGUGGCACGAUUCUACCCAUUCCCGAUACUUGUCAAGGUCAGUAUGCGAAAUUGUUUAUUGUUUGGAUUGUGAAACCAAAUAAACUGUCGAGCACUGAUUGUCAUUAA
Molecule: messenger RNA, 399 nt
Organism: Echinostoma caproni
Lineage: Eukaryota; Metazoa; Platyhelminthes; Trematoda; Plagiorchiida; Echinostomatidae
Source: the annotation of a GenBank genome assembly